UCUUCUCUCUCUCUCUACGCUGGCCGAGAGCGAAAACGAGAAGUUGGUGGAGCACUCAAAGCCCCCAUGGGUCCUCUGCUCUCCUCCUCUUCCUUUUAACUCUUCAACGACGACACCCACUGUAGAGAGAGAAAGAGAAGAGAGAGAGAGGGGGGGAGGGAGGGUCACAUUUUUGUUGGCGUAAUUAAUGAGCAGCGAGAGCUGUUUUGGGGAGCUUCCUCUGUUUGCAUUCGGGGGCUGGGCUGCCCUCUUGUUUUUUCUAAUCGUCUGUUAGAUCAGAAUCGGCCCUGAUUGAGGAGGGUGGCAUCAGCUGCUGCAGCUCUCAUCUCUCUCGAUCUGUUGUAGCUUUCUCCCGUCUUCUUCCUCCUCCACCUCCUGGUCUUGCUUGCUCCUCUGCUUCUUCUCUUACAUGAGUCUAUGGACCGAAUUGUGGAGCAACGGCAGCAGCCUUCGAAUGCCCAGAGGGGCUUCCGGGUCCAAGCUCCACUGGUUGAUUCCGUGUCAUGCUAUUGCAAGGUUGAUUCGGGGCUAAAAACAGUUGUUGGUGCCAGAAAGUUUGUUCCCGGUUCAAAGCUCUGCAUACAACCUGACAUCAACCCUAAUGCGCAUAGAACCAAGAACUCUCGCAGAGAGAGAACUCGAGUCCAGCCCCCUCUCAUUCCAGGCUUACCUGAUGAUCUGGCCAUUGGGUGUCUGAUUCGGGUUCCACGAGUUGAGCACAGGAAGCUGAGGCUUGUGUGCAAGAGAUGGUACCGCCUCCUCACUGGAAACUACUUCUAUUCCCUGAGGAAGAAUCUUGGUUUAGCAGAGGAGUGGGUAUAUGUGAUGAAAAGGGAUCGCGAUGGGAGAAUCUCGUGGCAUGCCUUUGACCCUACUUACCAGCUCUGGCAGCCCCUGCCUCCAGUCCCUAGUGAAUACUCAGAGGCCCGGGGAUUUGGGUGUGCUGUUCUGAGUGGGUGCCACCUGUACUUGUUUGGAGGGAAGGACCCGCUGAGGGGAUCUAUGAGGCGGGUUGUGUUCUAUAGUGCUCGGACUAAUCGAUGGCACAAGGCACCCGAGAUGCUGAGGAAGCGACAUUUGUUUGGAUUUUGCGUAAUUAACAACUGCCUUUACGUAGCGGGCGGGGAGUGCGAUGGGAUCCAGAGGACCCUCCGAUCAGCUGAAAUUUACGAUCCUAACCGGAACAGGUGGAGCUUCAUCUCAGACAUGAGCACGGCUAUGGUGCCCUUCAUUGGAGUGGUCUAUGAUGGGAAGUGGUUCCUGAAGGGACUAGGGACCCAGCGGGAGGUCAUGAGUGAGGCAUACUGUCCCGAGACCAACAUGUGGGCCCCAGUUCGUGAUGGGAUGGUGGCAGGGUGGCGGAACCCAAGCAUCACCCUUAAUGGUCAGCUCUAUGCCCUGGAUUGCCGGGACGGAUGCAAGCUUAGAGUUUAUGACAAGGCCUCUGACUCGUGGAACCGGUUUAUAGACAGCAAACUCCACUUAGGGAGUUCCAGGGCUCUCGAGGCUGCUGCCCUCGUCUCACUUAAUGGGAAACUCUGCAUUAUUAGGAACAACAUGAGCAUCAGUCUAGUUGAUGUUUCAAGCCCUGAUAAGCAUGUAGAGACAAACCCCCAGAUAUGGGAGAAUAUUACCGGGAGAGGACAUUUUCGGACAAUCGUUACCAACUUGUGGUCGAGCAUAGCAGGGCGGAGCGGAUCAAAGAGUCAUAUCGUCCACUGUCAGGUGCUCCAAGCCUGAGAGUCUUGAGAGCUUUUGAUUGUUGUUCCUCUAUCAUGAACUGGUUCAAGCCUUCAUGCUGCGGCUGUGAGACUGAACGAGCUUUGUCUAGCAUAACCUGGGGCCACUGCACUGACUUAAUAUUGCUUAUGGGUAAAAGGAUUUUUGGUUGAGGUGAUCUAUAUAUGAUGUUGUUGAGCUGAGUAUCGAGAAGUUGAAGGAUCUUAUGGCAUAAUUGAUACCCGAGAGCAGAGAAAAUGUGCCCAUCUGCUGUUAAGAGAUUCGAUCAUGGAGUGGAUUGACAGGGCUUCUCAGGAGGGACAUACCAGGACAGGGAUAAGGCGACUUUGGUUUUUGACAAAAUGGGGAUGAAUUCGGAAGCAGAUUGCUGUAAAAAAUGUUGCUGCCGGGCUCUAGUUCGGGUCCGUCCAUUUUUUACUUUCUCUCCCUCUCUUUUUUUUUUUUUUGCCUAAAAGAAAAUUUCGGUUUGACGUUGUUUAUGGCAUUGCUUCAGCCUUCAGCAGUACUAGGUAUUAUUCUCGGAGAGAUUUCUUAGUAUUCCCCCUUCCCGUUUUGUGUAUAUACGUAGUUGCAGUCUCAUAGAUUGUAUGUUGUGCUGUAUCUCUCUCUUUUGUUUCAAGCAAAGGAGCAGUGUGAAUCCGCUUAUCCCGAA
Messenger RNA from Punica granatum (pomegranate), 2392 nucleotides. NCBI's taxonomy places the organism in Eukaryota, Viridiplantae, Streptophyta, Magnoliopsida, Myrtales, Lythraceae. The record is from RefSeq and is a predicted model, not a curated record.